AUGUCUCGUCUUCUCCUUACCAUCACGCUCGUUCUACAUACUGUUGUUUUGACCAGUGCCACCUGUGAUACUCUUGACGACUGCACCGUGUACUUGUCGGACUCCUCCCCGAAUAGAUGUGCUGUCGAGUCCAUAAGGUUCUGGUCUGAUGGUACAAAACCUGAUGCCGAAGAUGUCUACCGCCUUGGCACAGCUACUCUUACCGGUAAUUUCGGGAGUGAAACGGUACCUUACAAGUUCGCUAAGGGAGACAGUGGAAUACUGGGAGUCUCCCUCACCUAUCUUGAUUCGAGCAAGAACGCCUUCAAGAGGAUCAGAAAAAUGCCAGGUUGCUUCCCCUUGAUGACGAACGCGGUAUUAGAGAAGGAGGGGUUACCUUUCGUUGACUAUCACCCCUACGCGAAGGACGGGAAAGGAAGAGCUUCUCUCAAGGUUAUCGUAACAAACCCACCUCGAUUACGAGCUAAAGGUGCGGCCUUCAGGACGUUCCUGGUGUACAACUCCACGAAGUACGACUCCACGAAGUACGGCUCCACGAAGUACGGCUCCACGAAGUACGACUCCACACGCAAGCUAAUGAAGUUUGAAGACCGAAUUCCAGACGUUCCCGCGAAAGCACGCUGCGCCGGCUUCAAUGGAAAGGGUAUGGUUGAUUGCAUUUUUGGCGGGGAGAACUUUAAUUUAUGGCAAAUCGAGAUGAACUUUGACGGUGAAGCAACUUUGUACACCAGAUUUGGACCGAUGUACCUUACAUACAGUCUCUUCGGCCCGCGACCUCAGGGUGGCACGUUUAUUACAUUCAAAGGAUGGAACCAAGAGGAGACCGAACACAUAAGGGAAAAAAUCGGUGGUCAUAUCUUCUUCGUUGCAAAACAUUAUGUGAUUAAAGACGAUUUUGAUGAUAAACCGAUUUUGUUCAUUUACGCUGAUGUACGACAUGUCACAAAGAAUUUUGUGAUGUACAAAUAUAUACCACGCAGAUAG
Perkinsus marinus ATCC 50983 is the source of this 984-nucleotide messenger RNA. RefSeq lists its product as hypothetical. NCBI's taxonomy places the organism in Eukaryota, Perkinsozoa, Perkinsida, Perkinsidae. The coding region runs from base 1 to 984 and encodes 327 amino acids. The transcript has a single exon. The record is from RefSeq and is a predicted model, not a curated record.